This is a messenger RNA of Musa acuminata subsp. malaccensis (wild Malaysian banana), 1925 nucleotides long. Its product is annotated as putative ABC1 protein At2g40090. Gene Ontology annotation, biological process: mitochondrion organization; lipid homeostasis. NCBI's taxonomy places the organism in Eukaryota, Viridiplantae, Streptophyta, Magnoliopsida, Zingiberales, Musaceae. The record is from RefSeq and is a predicted model, not a curated record. Gene Ontology annotation, cellular component: mitochondrial inner membrane.
GAGGCUACGUGAGUCCUCGCUUGUCGGCUUCUCGGAGUAGGCGGCGCCGCUCCUCCUCUCUUGUCUCGUGCUGGUUUGGCGGGAAGGUGGAUCGUGGUCUACAUGUGGCGUGCUGCGGCGAAGCUCUCAGUUGGGGCAGCCGUUCUUGGCGGAGGAGCUACAGCCGCCGCCAUCGCCACCUCCGACGAUCCAUCGACCAACUUCAAGAUUUGCACUACCGUCCCUCUUCGCCUCCUCCGUGAUACCCUCACCGUAGCCACGAUCGUGGGAGACUAUCAAUACUCGCUUUGGAACCUUAAGGAGGGAAGCAUAGAGUGGUCCAAGGCAAAGCAUGAAGUUCACAAGCGAUCUGCUCAUAGAUUACAGGAUUUGUGUUUUCGCAAUGGAGGGAUAUAUAUCAAGCUUGGUCAACAUAUUAGUCAACUGGAAUAUGUAGUUCCGGAAGAAUAUGUUCAAAUAAUGAGGGCGUCGAUGUUGAAGAGAUGUCCUGUUUCCUCGUAUGAUCAAGUGCACAAUGUAGUCAUUAAAGAGCUUGGUGGACCACCUGAGAAAAUUUUUGCAGAAUUUGAUCCAAACCCACUAGCUAGUGCAUCCCUUGCACAAGUUCAUGCUGCCAGAACACAUGAUGGACAAAAAGUUGCUGUAAAGGUGCAACACACUCACUUGACAGAUACUGCUGUUGCAGAUAUUGCCACUGUGGAUUUGCUAGUGAAUUUCUUGCAUUGGUGUUUUCCUGCAUUUGACUAUAGGUGGUUGGUUGAUGAAAUUCGUGAAAGUGCACCCAAGGAAUUAGAUUUUUUGUUUGAGGCUAGGAACAGUGUCAAAUGUUUGGACAAUUUUAGAAGGCUAUCUCCUCGUACAGCACAUAGCAUAUAUGCUCCUAAAGUCUAUUGGAACCUGAGUACCACUAGACUUUUGACUAUGGAAUUUAUGGACGCUGCGGAAAUUACUGAUGUGACUGCUAUACGAAGCCUUGGACUCGAACCAGUUGAUGUUUCAAAAUUAGUCACCCGAGCUUUUGCAGAGAUGAUUUUUAAGCAUGGAUUUGUUCAUUGUGACCCACAUGCUGCCAAUAUGAUGGUUAGGCCUUUGCCAUCCAAUAAAUGGAAUAUUUUUGGGAGGAGAAAACCACAAUUGAUACUACUUGAUCAUGGUCUCUACAGAGAGCUUGAUUUUUCAACUAGAACAAACUAUGCUGCACUUUGGAAGGGUCUAGUUUUUGCCGAUGCUAACGCCAUCAAGGAAAAUAGUAUAAAACUUGGUGCAGGUGAGGAUCUUUGUGCUCUAUUUGCAGGAGUACUCACUAUGAGGCCUUGGAAAAAGGUCAUCGAUCCAUCUGCAGACCAUCUGGUCUUGGAAGGCAACGAUGGUGACCGUUCAGAACUCCAGAUGUAUGCUUCUCUGUAUUUUCCUCAAAUAUCAGAGCUGCUAAGGAGACUUCCACGUGUAAUUUUACUGAUGUUGAAAACCAACGACUGUUUACGUGCUGUCAAUCAUGUCCUGCUGCAAGGAUCUUCUCUCGAUACCUUUUUUAUAAUUGGAAGAAUCGCUUCUGAAGCUGUGACGGAUUCCAAAAGAGUUGCAGUUAAAAUAUCCUUCUUGGGGAGCGUCUGUGUAUGGCUGGAAAUGAUGUUGCUCGAAGCUCGAAUUCUGGGUCUGAGAGUCGCGUUGCGGUUUCUACAGCUUAUGAAGAGCGAUUGAUCACAUCUUUUUUUUGGUCACGAUUUGAGUUAGUUGUGACAAUCUCGUUUUUAUUCGCCAAAUCAUGUUAUUCUUUUUCCAUAUUAUUUAAAAACAUAAAUAAAUAAAUUGUCCUUAUUCAUUAUGCCGAUAAAAUGUUUAUGUUCUUGUUUUAUUCAAACAAUCCAUCCAUCCUUUGGAGGAAGAUAAUGGUAGUUUAUGAGUGGUAUGGGAUUUCAAGGAGA